Molecule: messenger RNA, 1874 nt
Organism: Acanthopagrus latus (yellowfin seabream)
Lineage: Eukaryota; Metazoa; Chordata; Actinopteri; Spariformes; Sparidae
Product: EEF1A lysine methyltransferase 3-like
Exons: 3
Coding region: 256-924 (222 amino acids)
Biological process (GO): peptidyl-lysine methylation
Cellular component (GO): cytoplasm; cytosol
Molecular function (GO): protein-lysine N-methyltransferase activity
Source: RefSeq, a predicted model, not a curated record
UCGACACAGCUGCAACUAAGCAUCCAAUUCCCGUUAACACAGUAAUAAUACAUGUUUAUAAAAUGUAUAUCAGUCUCUGAGGGUGCAGGCUAAAAGUAAAACCCAACCUUAACAUGUGAGCUGAGCAGUUAGACAGCUAGACAACACAUUUAGCUAACUUGAGAUGCUAACCACUCGACCUGGAAGGCGACCGAGGUGCCAGUGUUUGUCGCUGACUGUACAUCGAGUUAAUCAUUUUAAUUUAGUCCACCAGACAUGAUUUGUUCAGAGGAUGAAGACGACCCCUUCCCUGUAGACGACGGUCUGUUUGCCGACACAUUCUCUCAAGACACCGUUUACAACUUAGUCGGCCAGGAGCUGAAGAUAAGACAGGUGUUCGGGGCCAACCUCGGCGUGGCUGCCCCGGUCUGGGAGGCUGCGUUACACUUGUGUCGUUACUUGGAGGAGCAGGCGGUGGAGUUGAGAGGGAAGCGCAUCAUCGAGCUGGGAGCAGGGACUGGUGUGGUCGGCAUCCUGGCAGCACGUCUCGGUGCAGCUGUGACCCUCACAGACCUUCCUCUGACUCUCCCUCAGCUCCAGGCCAAUGUCUCUGCUAACAUGCCACCCAGUGGUUGGCUGACCACCCCUCCCACCGUCCUGCCUCUGUCCUGGGGCGAGGACCACGUGAACUUCCCCUCCAACUGGGAUCUGGUGCUUUGUGCAGAUAUAAUUUACCUCCCAGAGACUUACCCACUGCUUGUGGAGACACUAGCUCAUUUGUGCAAGAACGGAGCCGUGGUGUAUCUGUCGUCCAAAAUGCGAAAAGAGCACAGGACUCCAUAUUUCUAUGAGGGCUGUCUGCCGAGCAGAUUUAAUGUCGAGCUUGUGAACCGUGAUGACAAACAAAACAAUAAUAUAUACAGGGCAUCUCUAAGGAAAGAGUAGUGGCCGCAGGAACAACCUGUCUAUGAGUCUGGUUUCUUAGACGCCUUUAAAACAAAAAACAAAAAAUUAUAUAAGUGUGUUUGUAAAAAACAGAAAACAGUGAAAGCAUCUUAUGCAUUAUACAAAAUACAAAUAUGAGGUGACUGUAUUUGUCAUCAUAGCAGUUUCAAAGAUUUUCAUUUUUUUGUUUUUCCUACUACAAGCUGCAAUUUGGGGUUUAAUAAUCCACUAUAAUCAAAUAAUCAGCCACAGAUUGUUGCAAUUGUGUAUAGCCUUAUAAACACAAAGAGAGCCUGCUCUCAUUGGACUUUUGUGCUGUCAGUCAUUUUAGUCAUUCAUGUUGUCAUUAUCAGGCACACUUAGUUUGGUAAUGUUAUCAGAGCAUUUCUUAAAAUAGGGUCAACAGCUCCUCUCAGGAAUUUUCUGCCCUUCCUCUGACAUUAAAAUGUCAUAUAUUCUCACCUCUGAUUAUCCUUCAUAGUUAAAACCCUUUAGGGUCUCUCCAGGUUCAUCUUAUCAGUACAGACAACACAGAGGCCUGUCUGCACACGUUUAUACAUCCUGUUCUGUUUUAUGCAAGGGUCUGGAGCAUGUUACAAAGUUGUUUGAGCUGCCUUCUCUUCAGAUAUGACUGAAAAGACAUCAUCACAUCUUUAUAGGCCCUGGAGAGUGAUCUCUUCAAGAAGCUGUGUACUAUGGUUGAUCUGAUCUUACAGGAAUACAAACUUUUAAAAACAUUUUUAUUACUUUGAUGUGACACGUGGUUGUGUUUUUAUGUUUAGUCUUCAAACUGGUUUGAAAUGGGCGGGGCUCAUUUUAAUUAAAAUGUGAUGAGGACUUCAGGAUUUGUAGCUAAUGAUGUUAAGCCACUGCCAAUCAAAUCACACCCACACAAUCCUGAGAAACACAUUAAUGGAGUGUUAAACCUAAUAAAUAAGACCUUGUCUUUG